Myodes glareolus (Bank vole) is the source of this 1339-nucleotide messenger RNA. Lineage: Eukaryota; Metazoa; Chordata; Mammalia; Rodentia; Cricetidae. The record is from RefSeq and is a predicted model, not a curated record.
AGUCCAGGGCCAGCUGGUGGGGGCGGUCGAGCUAGAGAGGAAACUGGGAGGCCAAGGUCACCCUGUACUGGGACCUGGGGUUUCUAGUUGGUGCCUCUCAUCCUCGGAGCUUCCAGACUCCUUCUUCACUGGGAUUUGGGAAAGAAGUCAGGGAAGAGGUUGAAACAGCUGGAGACCAUGGCUUCACUCUGACCUCCGCCUCUGCAGCCACCUGCUCGCUGUCCCCAUCCCCUCUGGCCUCUCGAGGCCCCCGCUUCUGCCUGUGUUGUGAUCCCCCCCAGCCGCCGGCACGGCCCCACCUCCGCUGCCCCGGUGGUGGCCCACGGCCCCCCGGCUACCUGUGGUCAAACUGGAGUCAUUGAAACGUUGGAAUGAAGAGAGGGGUUUGUGGUGCGAAAAGGGCGUUCAGGUACUGCUGACCACCGUAGGCGCGUUUGCGGCCUUUGGACUCAUGACCAUCGCCAUCAGCACUGACUACUGGCUCUACACACGAGCUCUCAUCUGCAACACCACCAACCUCACGGCAGGUGAUGAUGGACCACCCCACCGUGGGGGCAGCGGCUCCUCGGAGAAGAAGGACCCUGGGGGCCUUACACACUCAGGCCUCUGGCGGAUAUGCUGCCUGGAAGGGUUGAAAAGAGGUGUCUGCGUGAAGAUCAACCACUUUCCGGAGGACACGGAUUACGACCAUGACAGCGCGGAGUACCUGCUCCGAGUGGUCCGGGCCUCCAGCAUCUUCCCGAUCUUGAGCGCCAUCCUGCUGCUGCUCGGGGGCGUGUGCGUAGCUGCCUCCCGCGUCUACAAAUCCAAAAGGAACAUCAUCCUGGGCGCGGGGAUCCUGUUCGUGGCAGCAGGCCUGAGCAACAUCAUCGGGGUGAUCGUGUACAUAUCGGCCAACGCGGGCGAGCCGGGCCCCAAGAGGGACGAGGAGAAGAAAAACCACUACUCGUACGGCUGGUCCUUCUACUUUGGCGGGUUGUCCUUCAUCCUGGCCGAGGUGAUCGGCGUGCUGGCCGUCAAUAUCUACAUCGAGCGCAGCCGCGAGGCGCACUGCCAAUCUCGCUCGGACCUGCUCAAGGCCGGCGGCGGCGCGGGCGGCAGUGGCGGGAGCGGCCCCUCGGCCAUCCUCCGUCUGCCCAGUUACCGCUUCCGCUACCGCCGCCGCUCCCGCUCCAGCUCCCGAGGCUCCAGCGAGGCAUCGCCGUCGCGGGACGCGUCUCCCGGGGCCCCCGGGGGUUCGGGGUUUGGCUUCCCGGACCAUCUCCUCGCGCUGGACACCGCUGGGCCUUCCAGCCCCUCCCCGCGCCCCUGCACACCCUCUACCCCCGACACGCUCUGA